AUGGCUUCUUUUUUUAAGAACAGUAUUGGUGUUUUGUGUCGUAACUAUCCCAUAGUCAUAUCUUUAAAGUUUGAAAGGCUGCAAAGUAGUAGUGCAGUAUUUCCCCAAGGAAUGCAGAAAGGAAAAGUCGCUAUUGUCACGGCUGCUACCAGCGGGAUUGGUUUAGCAAUUAAACACCAUACAAUUGCCAGACGUCUUGCAAAGGAAGGAGCUAAUGUGGUAAUAAGCAGUCGAAAACAAGAAAAUGUAACAAGAGCUCUUGCAGAGCUGAAGUCUGAAGGACUAAACAUUUCAGGAUGCGUCUGUCAUGUAGGAAAUGAGGAACAUCAAGACUUGUUGGUCAAUAUGACUCUAGAGCAGCAUGGUGCAAUUGACAUUCUGGUGUCUAAUGCAGCAGUGAAUCCAUUUGUAGGUAAAAUAGUGGACUGCAGUAAGGAAAUGUGGCAAAGGAUAUUUGAUCUAAAUGUGACUGCAAGCUUCUUACUACCAAAGCAUGUCGUCCCGCACAUGGAGAAACAGGGAGGUGGCUCUAUAGUGCUUGUAUCUUCUACUGCUGGUUACCACCCUAUUCCAACCAUUGCUAUAUGCAAGUUUUCAGUCAGCAAGACUGCCCUUCUUGGGCUAACAAGAACUCUGGCUCUUGAACUUGGUCCUAUGAACAUUCGUGUGAACUGCAUGACCCCUGGCCUUACCAGAACUAGAUUCAGCACAAUUUUGCAGCAGAGUCCAGGGCUGAACCAAAUGUUAACUGAAAACUUGCAUAUAGCAAGAAUUGGGCUACCAGAGGAGUGUGCAGGUGCUGUGAAUUUUCUUUGCUCUUCAGAUGCUUCAGAAAAGUUCCCAAGAAUGCCAGUCAAGUGGCAUGUAAUCUCAGAAUUGUUCUAG
Protopterus annectens (West African lungfish) is the source of this 885-nucleotide messenger RNA. RefSeq names its product dehydrogenase/reductase SDR family member 4-like. Lineage: Eukaryota; Metazoa; Chordata; Ceratodontiformes; Protopteridae. The record is from RefSeq and is a predicted model, not a curated record. Gene Ontology annotation, molecular function: carbonyl reductase (NADPH) activity. The transcript has 2 exons. Bases 1 to 885 code for a protein of 294 amino acids.